Molecule: messenger RNA, 8990 nt
Organism: Coregonus sp. 'balchen'
Lineage: Eukaryota; Metazoa; Chordata; Actinopteri; Salmoniformes; Salmonidae
Source: the annotation of a GenBank genome assembly
AUGACUACGGUAAGUAUUUCUCCAAUGCAAAUCUAUCCUUAACCAUGUUUUCCUUGAGUUUGAACUGGGACUCUAAGGACGUUGAAAAAGGUCGAAUAAUGUAGCAGUUUACUGUGUACGUUUAUGUGCCUACAAAUCGACUAGGAUUGCGUGAAUACAAUAUUCAGUUUGCUACAUGCACCUUUUGGUCUGACUCUAAGUUCUAUCUAGUUAACGUUAGCUACUAAUGUGGCUUUUAAAGUAGAUAUAGAAUUGAUGUAGCCCAGUGUUUCCCUGUAUUUCAGGAUUAGAUCUUCGCAUAACUGAGAUUCUCGCAGCAGUAUGUAGGAGGGAGAGUCCUAAAUGUGAGAAGUGUGCAGGAGGGCAUGAGACGAAGGAAUGUGUCGUUUCGGUGGAGAAAGUUGUGUGUGUUAAUUGUUUGUGGGGGUGCCCAUGGAACUGGAGAUUGGAGGUGUCCGGUGAGAGAAAGGCAGGUUGAGGUUGCUAGGGUCAGAGUAGCACAGAAAGUGUCGUAUGCUGAAGCAGUGAAGAGAGUGGUAGAGGAAGAUGGGUACAGGGUGAGGGAUCCUGAGCGGAUUCCUGUGAGUACAUUUACAUUUUAGUCAUUUAGCAGACGCUCUUAUCCAGAGCGACUUACAGGAGCAAUUAGGGUUAAGUGCCUUGCUCAAGGGCACAUCGACAGAUUUUCACCUAGUCGGCUCGGGGAUUAGAACCAGCGACCUUUCGGUUACUGGCACAACGCUCUUACCCACUAAGCUACCUGCCGCCCAGUAGGCAAAGACUAAUAGAGAUUGAUGGGAAGAAUAUGUGCUUCAGUAAGGUAGGUUUCUUGGCAUUCAUAGCUAUGGUUUUCAAUUGCACUGCAGAAAUUGGAAUUGCGAGGUUUGCAGGGGGUGUUGAGUGGUGGUGUUCUGUCCUCCCAGACCUCUGGACUGGAGUAGGAUUAGAUGUGGUAAAUAGUGGAAUGGGGUGUUUCUUUGUUUUUAGUUUUAUUUUAUUUUAUAGGGCUAAUAGUUGGCAGGUUAAUUUGUCCUUUUCCCCAAUUGUAUUGUACGGUAUCAGGGCCCUGUGUAGCUCAGUUGGUAGAGCAUGGUGCUUGCAACGCCAGGGUUGUGGGUUCGUUUCCCACAGGGCGCCAGUAUGAAAAUGUAUGCACUCACUAACUGUAAGUCGCUCUGGAUAAGAGCGUCUGCUAAAUGACUAAAAUGUAAUGAGUGAGGACAAAACAGAAACCGUGCUGCUCUCCCCUAGAGAGGUAAUCUAAUGACCAAGAUGAUGUACAACUUACUGAAGAACAGGGAUGUACUUGACUAUUACCACCAUGCUUCCGGCUGUAUGCAUUUGAUGAUCAAUUGAUGAUGAUCUAUUGUUCUGUUCUCAGUUGUCUAUGCUCCAGACCCUCCAGCAACACACUACAUGGAUGAGCAGCCUGGAGAUCUGCAGAGUGGUCUGGGUGGGGCUGCAGCCAUAUGUUAGAGCCGUUAGGGUAUACUUACACUAUUUGGCUCUGAUGGCCUCUUAUCACUGCUGACUGACUGUUGGUUGUAUCGGCUAAUGUUGAAUAUUCAUCAAUAUGGGUUUUUAAGAAUGACAUGCUGGAAGUUUUGGACUGGAUCUUUAGUUCAGUUAUAGUAAUGAUCUACUUUGACUGAGAACUCAUUAUGUGUUAGAGAUGCCAUGAGAUCAAUAGAAGUUGAGGGACUUUCUCAAAAUGUCAGCUUUUGUGGUCCUGUAAUAUCUCAGCUCUGUUGGUUUGUUUUGCAAACAAGUUUUAUUUUGUACUAAUUUCUGACUAUUUUCUUUCCAGAAUGCUUAUACCUCUGCCAAGGUUGGAGCUGUAACAGUCUAUACUGCUAGACACGGUGAGGAGUGGGGGAGUUCUAUUGACACAUGAGUAGGUCUGUUCUAGUAUCUCAAAAUCUCGAACGACAUUGUUUUUCAUGUCUAUUUUACCUAGAUACAUAUGAGUUCCUGAGAGAUCCUCCUCCUGGUUUCUUCCCGAGGGUCAGUGUGAUCAGUCUCUGGGUUAGCUGGUCUGAUCCUGUCAAGGAAAGAUAAUAGUGAGUUUCUGCAUUACAUCACUCCCCAGAUUAUUGACCAGCAGUUUAUGAUACAGUGCCUAUAGAAAGUCUACACCCACUUGAACUUUUUGCAAAUGUUGUUGUGUUACAAAGUAGGAUUGAAAUAGGGGAUGUAACCAAAUUUGUACACAAAAGUUGAGAGAAAAGCUUUUUGUGCGUAUGGAAAAUGUAUGGGAUUUUUAAUUUCAGCUCAUGAAACAUGGGACCAACACUUUACAUGUUGCGUUUAUAUUUUUGUUCAGUGUACAAAGACAAGGGAGCUUUUCGAAAACCUCAUAAAGAAGGGCAGUGAUGGGUAGCAAUAACAAAUCAGACAUUGAAUAUCUCUUUUAAGCAUGGUCAUGUUAAUAAUUAUGCUGUGGAUGAUGUACUAAACCACCCAGACACAUCAAAGAUACAGUCGAAAUUCUGAACUAAGCUGCAGGACAGGGAGGAAACUGCUUAGGGAUGUCACCAUGAGGUCAUUGGUAAUUUUAAAACCGCUAGAGUUCAAUGGCUGUGAUUGGAGAACUGAGGAUGGAUCAACAACAUUGUAGUGACUCCACAAUAAUGACAUAAAUGACAGAGUGAAAAGAAGAAUAAAAAUAUACAGAAUACAAUUAUUUCAAAACAUGCAUAUGUAAUCAACAAGUCACUAAAGUAAGACUGCAGAAAAAUAUGGCAAAGGAAUACACUUUUUGGACUAAAUGCAAAGCCUUAUGUUUGGGGCAAAUCAAACACAACACUGAGUAACUGCCUUCUUAUUUUCAAGCAUGGUGGUGGCUGCAUCAUGGUAUGGGUACGCUUGACAUCGGCAAAGACUGGGGAGUUUUUCAGGAUGAAAAUAAAUGGGAUGUAGUUAAGCACAGGCAAAAUCCUAGAGGAAAAUCUGCUUCCGUCUACUUUACACCAGAGACUGGGAGAGGAAUUCACCUUUCAACAUGGCAAUAUCCUAAAACACAAGGCAAAAUCUACACUGGAGUUGCAUACCAAGAAGACGUGAAUGUUCCUGAGUGGCCAAGUUACAGUUUUGACAUAAAUCUGCUUGAAAAUCUAUGGCAAGACUUAAAUUGCUGUCAUGAUCCCCAACACCUUGACAGAGCUUGAAGAAUUUUGAAAAGAAUAACGGGCAAAUAUUGCACAAUACAGAUGUGCAAAGCUCUUAUGAGACUUACCCAAGAAGUCUCACAGCUGUAAUCAUUGACAUUUGUUGUACUGUUGAAUGGGAUGGCAAAUUUGGAGGACAAAACAAAACUUAACUUACUAAAAUAAAAUCCUAUUAGGUGGUAGAUAUUAUAAGAAGACAGCAUAUAGUCAUUACAAGCAGUGUAGUUAAACCAAAAAUAAAUAUUGAGUGGAGUACAGCACAGAGUGUGGAUACCUCUAUGUGGGCCUGUAGCAAAUCAUAAAGUCUAGACACCGACCCUUGGGAGUGAGUACUUAUCUAAUCAAGGUAUAUUAGUGUUUUAUUUUUCAUUAAUCUUUAAAAAAAUGCUAGAAUUUUGAGUAUUUUGUGUAGAUCAUGACAAAAAAUGACAAUUCAAUCAAUUUUAAUCCCACUUUGUAACGCAACAAAAUGUGCAAAAAGUUAAAGGGUGUGUAGACUUUCUAUAGGCACUAUAGAUAAUCCAAAAUGUAUACAUUACAGUAGAAUGGUUGAAUAAGCAGGUUGCCAAAUGUCUCUUUGGUAUCAUGUUCCACUAUGUACAGUGGCUGACAGUUAAUUUUUUUUCCCCUGCAGGGACACAUCUGAUGAGGUUGGGGGUUCCUCUGGGUAUGGCCACUGUUGGGACGGCCAUGUGCUACCCCACUCAGACAGUGGCUGCUGUAAAGGUACAGAUUAAUGCAUAGGGACUAAAAAUCCCCAGCUUCCGUUCACUGUCACUGUUCGGAUUUUCCGUUAUUUAGCCCUCUGAAAAGGCUCACGAGGAAGCACACAAUGUCAUAAUUUGUAAGUCGCUCUGGAUAAGAGCGUCUGCUAAAUGACGUAAAUGUAAAUGACUAGUGUUUUGUCCUUAAUUUUAUUUUAAAUCAAAUGACCACAGGUCAUAAACCUGAAUUACAACAAACAAAUAAUGACAAUAUAUUAUUCAAAUAUAUAAUGUAAAUAUUAUUCAAAUAAUAUAAUAAUAAUAAUGUAAAUAAUGAAAAUCAAAUAAGCCUACAACACCAUCAAAAAUGUGGCAAAUCUGGCUUAAAACAGCAUCAACUACAUCACCCAGAAUGCCUAGCGCCAGAGGAGCAUGCGCACAGCGACUCCGCCGUUGCCACGGACGCUGCCACAGGACACAGAACCCAUGCCACCACAUGCCUCGUCCAAAGGACGCACAAACGCAACACAACGCGGCGCUCCACCAUGGAUCACCGAACCAAACCACCGCUAUCACCACCGCCACCAGAAACCAGCAGAGUGCUCCGAACAAUCAGCACAACGCAAAUGGCUGAUAAUGAUAGCCUAAUGCUAUACAGCAUCUGGGUCGCUGAGCUACCGCACCCAGCGAGCUACAAGUUAUUCUCGGCCAACUAACACCGACACAGUGAGGUAAACGUUCAGUGCUCAAACAUAUAAGUGACUUAAACAUUAAUGCUAGACUGUGAGUAGUUCGCAGUUACAUACCAACGGGCUGUGUGCUCCUGAUGAUUGUCUGCCGUGAAAUGAUUACCAGGUGCCAUAAUUUAAGUCUCUAGUGAAGCUGCGCAUGCGCACAUAACAUAACAUAUCCGAGCAUCUAAGAAACUUAAAGAAAUCACUCGUUCCCCAUUUAAUUGAACACAUCAGACCCAUUUGCUUCUCUUUUAUCUAUUUAUAUAUAUAUAUAUAUAUAUAUAUAUAUAUUAUUAUUUUUUUCCCUCUUUUCUUUUCCUGAGUGAGCUAGAAGUCUCAACAGUCACUAAGGCCUUUUUACACACUAUUAUAUAAAUGUCAUGAGAUCCAAUACUUCGGACUGUUAAGACGCAUUUUGUAUUAUGGCACAAUAUCUAGUUUUCUUGUAUGUAGAUUUAUGUACAUUUUUGUAACUUCCAUGUGCAUAUGAGCUAAAAUUAAAAGCGGAAACUUGAUUUCUUGUGAUAUGCCAUAGGGGCCUACAGAUGUAAGAUAUUAAUUUGAGCCAGUUUGCUACAGCAGGAAAAGAAUCCUGCAGCAACAGGAAAUGUGAAUUAUUAUGUUGAUUAUAAUUAAUGGACAUUUUUCGUUAGGGCAACUCAAGUCUGACAUUUCAAAGUGGAAAUGUGUAAAACUAAAAUACACUACAAGUUUGCAUUUCCUGCAGUGCAGGAAAAUUCUCAGCAACAAAAGAGUGAUCAAAUUUAAGAUCCUUAAUCUGUAACAAUGUGUGUCUGUUCUUCUGCAGAUGACUGGGCAGAAGAUGUAUGCAGCCAGCCAGUACACCACCUCAUACAGUGGGGAGAACAAGUAUUUGAUACACUGCCGAUUUUGCAAGUUUUCCUACUUACAAAGCAUGUAGAGGUCUGUAAUUUUUAUCAUAGGUACACUUCAACUGUGAGAGACGGAAUCUAAAACAAAAAUCCAGAAAAUCACAUAAGUAUUUGAUCACCUACCAACCAGUAAGAAUUCCGGCUCUCACAGACCUGUUAGUUUUUCUUUAAGAAGCUCUCCUGUUCUCCAGUCAUUACCUGUAUUAACUGCACCUGUUUGAACUCGUUACCUGUAUAAAAGACACCUGUCCACACACUCAAUCAAACAGACUCCAACCUCUCCACAAUGGCCAAGACCAGAGAGCUGUGUAAGGACAUCAGGGAUAAAAUUGUAGACCUGCACAAGGCUGGGAUGGGCUACAGGACAAUAGGAAUGCAGCUUGGUGAGAAGGCAACAACUGUUGGCGCAAUUAUUAGAAAAUGGAAGGAGUUCAAGAUGACGGUCAAUCACCCUCGGUCUGGGGCUCCAUGCAAGAUCUCACCUCGUGGGGCAUCAAUGAUCAUGAGGAAGGUGAGGGAUCAGCCCAAAACUACACGGCAGAACCUGGUCAAUGACCUUAAGAGAGCUGGGACCACAGUCUCAAAGAAAACCAUUAGUAACACACUACGCCAUCAUGGAUUAAAAUCCUGCAGCGCACGCAAGGUCCCCCUGCUCAAGCCAGUGCAUGUCCAGGCCCGUCUGAAGUUUGCCAAUGACCAUCUGGAUGAUCCAGAGGAGGAAUGGGAGAAGGUCAUGUGGUCUGAUGAGACAAAAAUAUAGCUUUUUGGUCUAAACUCCACUCGCCGUGUUUGGAGGAAGAAGAAGGAUGAGUACAACCCCAAGAACACCAUCCCAACCGUGAAGCAUGGAGGUGGAAACAUCAUUCUUUGGGGAUGCUUUUCUGCAAAGGGGACAGGACGACUGCACCGUAUUGAGGGGAGGAUGGAUGGGGCCAUGUAUCGCGAGAUCUUGGCCAACAACCUCCUUCCCUCAGUAAGAGCAUUGAAGAUGGGUCGUGGCUCGGUCUUCCAGCAUGACAACGACCCGAAACACACAGCCAGGGCAACUAAGGAGUGGCUCCGUAAGAAGCAUCUCAAGGUCCUGGAGUGGCCUAGCCAGUCUCCAGACCUGAACCCAAUAGAAAAUCUUUGGAGGGAGCUGAAAGUCCGUAUUGCCCAGCGACAGCCCCGAAACAUGAAGGAUCUGGAGAAGGUCUGUAUGGAGGAGUGGGCCAAAAUCCCUGCUGCAGUGUGUGCAAACCUGGUCAAGACCUACAGGAAACGUAUGAUCUCUGUAAUUGCAAACAAAGGUUUCUGUACCAAAUAUUAAGUUCUGCUUUUCUGAUGUAUCAAAUACUUAUGUCAUGCAAUAAAAUGCAAAUUAAUUACUUAAAAAUCAUACAAUGUGAUUUUCGGGAUUUUUGUUUUAGAUUCCAUCUCUCACAGUUGAAGUGUACCUAUGAUAAAAAUUACAGACCUCUACAUGCUUUGUAAGUAGGAAAACCUGCAAAAUCGGCAGUGUAUCAAAUACUUGUUCUCCCCACUGUAUGUGGCAUCAGCCUUUAAAUCCAAGCCCAAAGCAGUAACUCACCCAACUGUCAGUCUCGAGGUACAACAGACUAUUGACAUUAAAGAUGCUAUUUUUCAUCUACUCUAUGUUCUCUACUUUAAAUAGAUUUCACUGUGGAAAACAUGUGUUUAGCCGUAUUCUAUACUGAACAAAAAUAUAAAUGCAACAAUUUUACAGCUUUGACUGAGUUACAGUUCAUAUGAGGAAAUCAGUCAAUUUAAAUAAAUUCAUUAUGCCCUAAUCUAUGGAUUUCACAAGACUGGGAAUACAGAUAUGCAUCUGUUGGUCAAAGAUACCUUACCAAAAAUGGGCCUCACAAUGGGCCUCAGGAACUCAUCUUGGUAUUUCUGUUCAUUCAAAUUGCCAUCGAUAAAAUGCAAUUGUGUUCGUUGUCCGAAGCUUAUGCCUGCCCAUACCAUAACCCCACCGCCACCAUGGGGCCCACACAACGCCAUACACGUGGUCUGCGGUUGUGAGGCCGGUUGGACAUACUGCCAAAACGACGUUGGAGGCGGCUAAUGGUAGAAAAAUGAACAUUCGAUUCUCUGGCAACAGCUCUGUUGGACAUUCCUUGAGUCAGCAUGCCAAUUGUACACUCCCUCAACUUGAGACAUCUGUGGCAUUGUGUUGUGUGACAAAACUGCACAUUUUAGUGGCCUUUUAUUGUCCCCAGCACAAGCUUCUUGAUAUGCCACACCUGUCAGGUGGAUGGAUUAUCUUGGCAAAGGAGAAAUGCUCACUAACAGGGAUGUAAACAAAUUUGUGCACAACAUUUGAGAGAAAAUAUUUUUGUGCAUAUGGAACAUUUCUGGGAUCUUUUAUUUCAGCUCAUGAAACAUGGGAACAACACUUUACAUGUUGCAUUUAUACAGAAUUUUUGUUCAGUGUAGCUAGAUCAAUGAUUCAUAAAUCUAACAAACUGUUUUAAAGCUCUCUCAGGAGUUGAAAAGUUGAGUUUGAAAAGCACAUUUUUAUGGAUUAAACACAACUUGACCAAUGUUUUUCUGUUUACAAGCAGCAAGCCCCACUAGCUCCAAUCCCUGAGCCAGUAAUGCCAGAGGCAAAGCCCCUCCCUGAAUCUGGAUCAUCUGAACCAGUUGAGCCUGCUGUUGACGAGGCUCCUCCCUCUGAACCUAGCUCCGACCCUGUCUCUGUAGAGGAGGGUGUUCCAUCUGAGGUUGAAUCUGCCCCUCAGUCCACCACAGAGGUGGCCACUGCAGAGGGUUCUAUUGACACUGAGCCUGCUGCAGCUCAACCUGAGGCAGCCGCAGUGGUGGAGCAAGAGGCUGUUGAGACGGCCCUUGUGCCUGCUGUUGAGUCUGCACCUGUAGAAGAGGCUGCCCCUUUAGAAGAGGCUGCCGCUGCCCCUGUCGAAGUGGCUGCCCCUGUCGAGGAGGCUGCCCCUGCCCCUGUUGAGGUGGCUGUACCUGUCGAGGAGGCUGUACCUGUCGAGGAGGCUGCACCUGUAGAAGGGGCUGCCCCUUCACCGGUAGAAGAGUCUGUUGUUGAAGAGGCUGCCCCUGCACCUCCUGCUGAAGUGAUUCCUCCAACUGCCCCUGUUGAGGAGGAAGUUGCUUCUGCACCCCCUGCAGCUGAAUAGGCUGUCCGUGCACCUGUAGAGGAGGUUGCUGCCCCACCUCCUGCAGCUGAAGAGACGGCACCUCGUCCUGCUCCUGUUGAGGAGGCUGUUCCUCCAGCUCCAACAGAGGAGGAAUCUGUGAUUGUAAUAGUAACUGAUGGUGAGUCACACAUCAAUAUGAAGAUAUUUUAAUCAAACGGUUGGCUUCAUCUUCUUUAAUAUCAGAUAUUGACGUUGACUAUAAAGAAAUAAAAACAUAUUUUGGGUAUUUCCAGGGAAACCCACAUUUGCACCCGACCCCAAGCUAGGUGUUCUGGGCCAGGCCAGUCCUGAGGAUGAAGACCUGUACAGCACGCGUGGAUGA